Phoenix dactylifera (date palm) is the source of this 931-nucleotide messenger RNA. The record is from RefSeq and is a predicted model, not a curated record. NCBI's taxonomy places the organism in Eukaryota, Viridiplantae, Streptophyta, Magnoliopsida, Arecales, Arecaceae.
GCGCGACGCCCCACUUAGAGAGAAAAUAUCGUUGCUUCUUUUCUUUCUUCUCUCUCUUAGGGUUAGGGUUGUGGGGGUGGGGAAAUGGCGCAGGGGAGCGAGCGGAUGAAGGGGACGGUGAAGUGGUUCAACGGAACCAAGGGGUUUGGCUUCAUCACGCCGGAUGACGGCGGGGAAGACUUAUUUGUGCAUCAAACGUCGAUCAAAGCCGACGGCUACCGGACCCUGACCGAGGGCGAGCAUGUCGAGUUCACGGUCGCCGAGGGUGACGACGGCCGUACCAAGGCCGUCGAUGUGACUGGCCCUGAGGGAGGAUCCGUCCAGGGUGGCGGCGGUGGAGGAGGCCGCAGGGACGGGUACGGCGGAGGCGGGGGGAGAGGCGGCGGGGGCCGCGCCGGAGGAGGUUUCGGCGGCAGGUACGGAGGCAGGAGUGGAGGGGUAAGGGGCUACGGCGGCGGAGGGGGGCUCUGUUACAACUGCGGCGAGGCUGGACACCUCGCAAGGGACUGCUACCAGGGCGGUGGGGGCAGCGGGAGGUACGGCGGCGGCGGCGGCGGAGGCGGCGGCGGCGGAGGCUCCUGCUACAACUGUGGGGAAGCUGGGCAUUUCGCAAGGGAGUGCCCGAAGUGAGGAUGGUUCUUUGACCCUUAUUUCCCUUCUCCUUAUACCUCCCUUCACAAAAGUAUUUGCCGUUUUGGAUUGUGAAUGCUGGGAUCUGUUUCCAUCUGGAUUCUAUCCUUUUUCUUUUGUGAUAUCUUAAACUUUUUAAUGGAUUGUGUGUUCUGGGGUGAUUGUUACUGAUGUCUGUGUGGGAAGCGAACAUGCUACAAAAGAUGGAUGAUCGCUAUACGCUUCCUUAAUACAUAGUUUGAGGCUUUUCCAAUAUAUGUUUGUGGCUGUUGGUGGAAUGAAGGCUUUUGUUUCAGUUUAA